This is a messenger RNA of Oppia nitens, 714 nucleotides long. It is a transcript of the gene Sf3b6, whose product is annotated as splicing factor 3B subunit 6-like. The coding region runs from base 227 to 592 and encodes 121 amino acids. NCBI's taxonomy places the organism in Eukaryota, Metazoa, Arthropoda, Arachnida, Sarcoptiformes, Oppiidae. The record is from RefSeq and is a predicted model, not a curated record. Gene Ontology annotation, molecular function: RNA binding. Gene Ontology annotation, biological process: mRNA splicing, via spliceosome. Gene Ontology annotation, cellular component: precatalytic spliceosome; U2 snRNP; catalytic step 2 spliceosome. The transcript is spliced from 4 exons.
UACAACACUAGCUUAACGUUUAGUUUAUGUAUUAAAUAGUGUUAACUAUUAGUAUUCCAAACAAUACGCUAGUGUUGUAUGUGUUGUUUGUUUUGACACACGUUUUGUUUAUUAUUAUUACUAUUUUGUUGACCACUGUAUAGUAGCCGCCGAUUAGUCUCCCGUAUUAUUAUUACCGUUUAGUGGACAGUCCUCUCACUGACCUACCGGUGCGUCCAUUACAAAGAUGGCUAUGCAAGCGCUGCAAAAGAAGUCUAACGUUCGGCUGCCGCCCGAAGUCAAUCGUAUACUAUACGUCCGAAACUUGCCGUACAAGAUUACCGGCGAAGAAAUGUACGAUAUUUUCGGCAAAUUCGGUGCCAUUCGUCAGAUAAGACUCGGUAAUACACAGGAAACAAAAGGUACGGCAUUUGUUGUCUAUGAAGAUAUCUUCGACGCCAAGAAUGCUUGCGACCACUUAUCCGGGUUUAAUGUCUGCAAUAGAUAUCUGGUUGUACUCUACUAUCAGACCAAUCGGGCGUUCAAACAGCUAAACACCGACAAAAAGUUUGAAGAGAUGGAAGAAGUGAAGAAAAAAUUUAAUGUCACCUAAAAAUUAUUAUUAGUUUUUUAAUACCACUCUUUCAUUGAUCGAUAUUAUUAUAUCACAACAAUUGGUCCACCAAUUGAUGAAUUAAUGUGUGUGUCUACAAGAAACACAUCCAUUGACAACAA